CCAGUCAACAUAGGGCGGAGACCUGACGACUUGCUUAGAAACCAAAACAGCUGGCCUUAAAGACAUACACGUUUCCCUUGAAAAGCUAUUCCAGUCUUUCACACCCAAAACACAAAAAUGGAGAUCCAAGACCAAUUCAUGACCCACAAUGGCCUCCGCAAAAGCCACGUAAAUAAUCCCGCUGUCUGCACGUACAGCCGGGGCCUCGAACACAUCUCAGCUACCAAUCCUGCGUUGGUUCUUCUCCAUGGAUAUCCUCAGUCAGCUUAUAUAUGGCGUCACAUGAUACCUUUGCUUCCCAAAUCAGCACCACUCUUCAUCCCAGACCUACCAGGCUAUGGCAACAGCGAGGCCCCAACUGCGCACGACAAGCUCUCCGUCGGCCUCGCAGUCCUAUCCGCACUCCACUCAGUCCUCAAAGAGCAAUCCGAAAACUCCAGCAAAGACGAUACCAUCCCAGUCAUGCUCAUCGGCCACGACCGCGGUGCCCGAAUCGCCCACCGCCUCGGCGUCUCCGGCGCCCCCGACAUCCGUAUCCUCGGCGUCACCCUCAUCGACAUCGUCCCCACAAGCACCCAAUGGGCCGGCGCUGGCAACCCGCACGAAAACGCGGGCUUCUUCCACUGGCCCUUCCUCGCUAACGUCGAGCUCGCGACCAAGAUGAUCACUGCGUACGGCGGCGAUAAGUUUUGCGUUGAUAUGAUUGGGCGUUGGGUGGGGAACACCCCGAAGGGCUUGGCGAGAAUGAAAGAGGGUGAUUCGUAUAAAGUUUAUGCUGACUCUUUCCUCCGUGAGAGCGUGAUUCGGGCGACGUGCCAGGACUAUGAAGCUGGUGCGGGGGUGGACGUUGACGUGCAAAAAGAGGAUCAGAAGGCGGGGAGGAAGUUACAGGUGCCUGUUCUGCUGAUCUAUGGGGCGGAGCACAUAGGGAGGAGGUUUGAUGUUAAGAAAGAGUGGAUAGAUUGGGUUGGGGAGGGCGUGAAGAUAACGGAUCGUGGGUUGGGCGAUGGGAUUGGACAUUUUGCAGCAGAGGAAGCACCGGAAGAGACGACGGAGGCGAUUCUCAGUUGGCAGAAGUCUUUGCUGAAGAGCAGCUAAGAUGAUACUGAUGUGCAGCGAGAUGGGCGCCAAAUUGAGUAAUGAGAAGUGAUUCGUAUAUCAUAGCUCUAUAUGUGCGUUAAUCUAAUGAUGCUUACCCAUCU
Molecule: messenger RNA, 1202 nt
Organism: Mytilinidion resinicola
Lineage: Eukaryota; Fungi; Ascomycota; Dothideomycetes; Mytilinidiales; Mytilinidiaceae
Product: alpha/beta-hydrolase
Exons: 4
Coding region: 118-1098 (326 amino acids)
Molecular function (GO): hydrolase activity
Source: RefSeq, a predicted model, not a curated record